Cicer arietinum (chickpea) is the source of this 535-nucleotide messenger RNA. RefSeq lists its product as uncharacterized. The record is from RefSeq and is a predicted model, not a curated record. NCBI's taxonomy places the organism in Eukaryota, Viridiplantae, Streptophyta, Magnoliopsida, Fabales, Fabaceae.
UUCAACUACAUCUCCAAACAUGUUACAUUUUCUUUAAUUAUCAUUUGUAUCCCUUACUAAUUAACAUAUAUAGCUAGAGAAAUUGAAAGGGAUAAAUAAUAUGGCAGAUUGGGCUCCUAUUAUUAUAGGCUUGAUCUUGUUUGUGUUGUUUUCACCUGGAUUAUUGUUCCAGCUACCAGGGAAAGGCAGGCCAGUUGAUUUUGUUAAUUUCCAAACAAGUGCCAUUUCAAUUUUUGUUCAUUCCCUUCUCUUCUUUGGUUUUAUGGUUAUAUUUCUUGUUGCCAUUAAAGUUCAUAUUGGCAGUGGUUAGGUGAUCAUAUCUACUUAUAUAUAUACACCACUUGUAUUGCCUAAUUUAGUUAUCUUCAAUUUGUCAUGAUUAUGUUAUACUAGUAUAUUCCUUUGGUAAUUAGUCUUGUAGAAGAAAGCAUUAUCAAAAACAAAAGUAAGCAUUUUAGUUAGUUUUUGUUUGGAGGAAAGCAUUUUAGUGAGUUAAUGCCUUGCUUCUUAGUGAGAGCAAUUUUGGUGUGUGUUU